This is a messenger RNA of Stylophora pistillata, 2511 nucleotides long. Its product is annotated as histamine H2 receptor. Gene Ontology annotation, molecular function: G protein-coupled receptor activity. Gene Ontology annotation, biological process: positive regulation of MAPK cascade; adenylate cyclase-activating adrenergic receptor signaling pathway. Gene Ontology annotation, cellular component: plasma membrane. The record is from RefSeq and is a predicted model, not a curated record. Lineage: Eukaryota; Metazoa; Cnidaria; Anthozoa; Scleractinia; Pocilloporidae.
AAGGAUUUUUGAGGUAUUAAAUCUUCUAUGACGAAGGAGCUUGGUGGAUUGAAAAGAGGAGCUUCCAGGAAAUACGGAACGAUAGCUGUCAACAGUGCUGGUCGAAGUUAAAAAUCCGUCCAAGGAUAUGCAGUCAACUUAAGCCUUAGAACUAAGAUGGCUGUUAUUGAAAUUGUAAGUUAGAACAGGUUAUUCGCGAAGACGAAAGCUUUAAGGAAAGGUUCCAAACCAAGCUUCUAAGAACGUGAAACAAUGAACAACACAACCGAUGUAGGAUUCGUGUUUAACACAAGCGAUGGAAAUAUCGUUGCAGCAUUCUUCGUCGCCCUUCUGAUGCUGUUGACAUUGGUGGGAAAUAUCAUGGUGUGCGCCUGCUUUUACUAUUAUCGUGAUCUCAGAACAAUUUGUAACUACUUUAUCAUUAGUCUAAGUGUAGCAGAUAUCUUAGUGGCGCUAUUAGCGAUGCCUUUCUGGCUGGUGCUGCAGUUAACUGAUAUGGAUGAAAAAUCCAGAAACGUUUUCUCAGGAGAGUUGUACAGUUUCUGGGCAAGUAUUGACAUCCUUGUUGGGUCGGCGUCCAUUAUGAAUCUUGUAGCCGUCAGCUUUGACCGUCAUCUAGCUAUCACCGCGCCAUUUUCGUACAGCAAAUCGCUGACUUCGUUUAGAGCAAUUAUCAUGAUAGUUGCGUUGUGGGUAUUCUCUAUCUUGCUCUGCGGUCUACAUGUUCCCGCGGUAAAAACGGCAAAAAUGCGUUCUGCAUAUCAAAUUGGUCUCGUGGUGGUUAGCUUCAUUGUCCCUCUGUUUCUUAUGUUUGUCAUGUACAUGAAAAUAUACUUUGUGGCAAGAAAUCAAGCGCUCCGCAUUGGUCGAAAUUAUGCCAAGGACAUCAAAGCAACCAAGACCAUAGCUAUUGUUAUUGGAGCGUUUGUUGUAUGCUGGAUGCCUUUCUUCGCAAUACUCACUUUGUAUGCAUUAAAACCUGAUUAUAAAGUCAACACUGAAGGUAUGAAGGCAAUCAAAUGGUUGGAAUACCUCAACUCGUUCUUGAACCCAAUCAUCUACACCUGUUUAAAUCGCACCUAUCGUCGUGCCUUCAGGAAACUUUUGCUUCGUUCGUCUUGUUGUACGGGCCGUGGAUCAUCUGGACGCCUCAACUGCGUUCAAUCAACACAUUCUUCGUUCCACAAGACGAAAGCGGAGUCUCUUUCUCACAGUUCGUCUUCAGUCUCCGAGAAUGGAAAUGUCUAUACUCAAAGAAGCCCCAAGAUGGAGGGCACAAGAGUCUAGAAUUAAUCUCAUUCAGUUCUUCUCUGUAAAACAAAAUAAAUUCGCUCGGAAAAUAUAAAAUGCCCUAUAACAUUCAUUUUGAAAUCACUGAUGUUCUGUUUGAUAUCUGAUUGGUUCUCGGCACUACAGUUUAUUUACGAAUCGCAAUAUAUUUUGCUCUAAUUCGCAUCUUUUGCCAUUAAAACAUUACGGCCAUCAGACUAUAAGGCUUGUUUAAAGUGACCAAUCAAAUUUAGGAAAAGGAAGACGAAAAAGUCACUGUGUGGCAAAUUUUGUCUUCAAAACGUUUCUCUCUAUUUCCAUAGAAAGGGAUGAGUAUAAUUGGGGAUUAAAUUUUCCGAUUUCAAAAUGGAUGUAAUAAAGUAGUAAUUGAGCUUUGUGCCGUACAAUCAGUUUGGUCGAACUCCCACUUGUGAUUUCAAAUCGAACUCGUGCUGCGCGCUCGUUCGAUUUUGCAAUCAUGCAUAUGAUUCCAGUCCAAAUUGCGCUUCACUUAGUCCAAUUACUGUUAUCUAUUUCAAGUGUAUCACAGGUGAAUCACAAGACUACGUAACAAAGACGGAAGGUAGUUAAACCGUCUGAGGUGGCUCCAUGUGUAGCCAUUGCAAAGCAAUGUCAAAGGUACACGUGGCUUCCACGAAAUAAAUUCUGCCACAUUCCAUCGUCUCCCGGAAUAAGUCCAAAAAGUGAUUAAAAUAAAUCAGACAAUCGUAAUACGAAAGAGGAAAGGAUAAACGGCUUCCUCGUCGCGUUCAUAUUCGGCAGCUAUUCAAAAAAAUGCAAUUUAGUGUAUUACCAGCUGCUGUACUGUCUCAGUGAAACUUAGACGCGCUUAAAAAAAAAAGCAAAAAGAACGUAGAAGCAGACCACCAGUUACUGUUAGUGAGUUAGGUGCCCCUAUGUGAGGUGCUCUAGUCCAGUUGUUUACAAUAAGUAUACGAGAGGAUUUAAUAGAUUAAUAAUCAAUUUAAUAGCUUAACUUUUGGAGAAGCGCACUUCCUUCGUUUUCCUUAUCAUCUAUAUAUGUAACUUAAACUAAUGGUCGAAACAUACUGAUGGCCGGGACGGCUCGCCUUCCUGAUCGCACUACGGUUGAUCCGCCUAAAUAUAGUGCCUGCCACUGAAAAGAUGAGCCCAAAAAGUUCGUGCAAUACCCAUUUAUUAACUGAAUAAAUGUAAAUACUUCGUUGAGUCGAUUAUAACUAGCCAGGCCGAAAGAUAAUA